GAUCCACCCUUAAUAAGGAACAAAUGUCCUCUUCACCGGUGUAAAAAUCACUGAGGCAAUUAGAGGUCACCGGAAGAAGAAUGUGUCUGCUUUCCGAGUUCUGAAGAGUUCUCCUCCACUAACCACGCCAAGAUGGGAAUUGUCCAGGCUAAAGGAAUGGACUCUUCAAGGAGAAAAGAUGCAUAUUCCCGCUUCAAACAAGUGCCUCUUGAUCAAAUGCCUGCAAAAGUUCGAAGAGUGGUUGUUGAUGGCCUUGGAAGAACCAAAAAUGACAUUGUUGUCAAAGAAGUGAAAUCUAUAUUUGGAGCUAAAAACUUUCAGGAGAUGAUACAUCGAACCCAUGAUGUCAAAGUCCGGUUUGAGAAACUUGGUCUCUUCAGAUCCAUCAAGAUAAUGGUGGACAACUUGAAAGAAGAUUCUGUUUCUACUGAUAACUAUGAAGUGACAUUUGAGGUUGAAGAACUACGAAGGGUCUCUGGUGGCAUCAACACCUUAAUUGGUACCAAUGAUGCAAGUCUUUUGCUGGGAAUGAAAUUACCGAACAUGUUUGGUCGAGGUGAAAAAUCUAUAUUUGAAUAUUCUCAUGGUACCAAGACUAACCGAGGACAAAAUUUCACAUUCUAUGCUCCCUUACAUGGCAACCCUGACACAAUGUUCAGUUCAGGGGUGUACCAGUCCAGUAUGGAAUAUCCCUGGAGUGGUUACGUAGAGACCAGUCGAGGAACGUCUAUUGACUUCACCUUACCUUCAUAUUUUGGCUCUCAUUGCCUGCGUCUUGAAGGAGUCUGGAGAGAUUUACGAGCUUUAUCACGAACAACUGCAUUUGCUGUCAGAGAGCAAGCCGGACACACGUUAAAAUCUUCAAUAAAGCAUGAAUUUGUCAAAGACACAAGAGACGACCCAAUAAUUCCACGACAUGGUUUCCUGCUGAAAAUUAUUGACGAAUAUGCAGGACUUGGUGGUAACGUGGAAUAUUUGAAAAAUGAAAUAGAAUUUCAGGGGACGAAAUCCUUAUUCUUUGAUUGUAGUGUACAGAUGUCGUUAGCUGGUGGAAUGAUGAAACCUCUUGCAACUAAUAACGAGCUGAAAAUCAAUGAUCGAUUUUUCCUUGGAGGACCUUUGACCCUGAGAGGGUUCACACUAAAAGGAGUUGGACCACACAGUGAUGGUAACGCAUUAGGUGCUGACACCUACUGGCUGGCAGCGUUACACCUGUAUACACCUCUACCCUUCCGUCCUGGAAAAGGCGGCUUUGGAGAACUGUUUAGAACUCACCUGUUUGUAAAUGCUGGAAACUUGGCCAACUUGAAGCUCAGUGAUGGUCCGAGGGGAAUAUUAAAUGGUCUGAAAUCAAAUUACAGAGUAUCAUAUGGUGGUGGAAUUGUCCUUCGGAUGGGACGAGUGGCUCGCCUUGAAUUGAAUUAUGUUGUGCCCUUACACAUAUGUCAAGGAGACAGUGUCAACCCUGGUCUUCAGUUUGGCAUUGGCUUCGUGUUCUUGUGAUACCACUUACCAUUCUACCAUUGUAGUUAUAUUUCCGGUUGAGUCUGGUCCAGCCCUCUCUCCAUCCACCAUUGACCGGUGCCGGACAUUACUGUAUCCAGCCUGUACUGGUCAUCCACGAACCUUUUGUUUCUGUCCAGUUGGGUAUCA
Octopus sinensis (East Asian common octopus) is the source of this 1653-nucleotide messenger RNA. Its product is annotated as sorting and assembly machinery component 50 homolog. Gene Ontology annotation, biological process: mitochondrial respiratory chain complex assembly; protein insertion into mitochondrial outer membrane. The transcript is spliced from 14 exons. Gene Ontology annotation, cellular component: outer membrane; SAM complex. The record is from RefSeq and is a predicted model, not a curated record. Lineage: Eukaryota; Metazoa; Mollusca; Cephalopoda; Octopoda; Octopodidae. Bases 133 to 1503 code for a protein of 456 amino acids.